Molecule: messenger RNA, 1868 nt
Organism: Cannabis sativa
Lineage: Eukaryota; Viridiplantae; Streptophyta; Magnoliopsida; Rosales; Cannabaceae
Exons: 6
Coding region: 160-1041 (293 amino acids)
Biological process (GO): biosynthetic process
Cellular component (GO): cytoplasm
Molecular function (GO): isomerase activity
Source: RefSeq, a predicted model, not a curated record
CACUUAAAGCAAAAAUAAAAAGGAAUAAUAGGCAUACUUACUUUAUUGAAAACUAGAAAAAUAAUUAUUACAUGAGAUUUGGAUUAUCUAUCUCAAGAAAGAGUAGAAAUUUAAUUUGUAAGGAAAAAACAACACUCUUACGUUACUAUCCUAGAAUCAAUGGCCGUCAACUACACUCUGGUGGAUGCGUUCACAGAGUCAGCCUUCAAGGGAAACCCAGCAGCUGUUUGCUUGCUAGACGAGGACAGAGACGAUCAAUGGUUACAAUCGGUGGCAGCCGAGUUCAAUAUCUCCGAGACUAGUUAUCUGACUCGGCUGCCCAGUGAGUCGAACUCUGAUGGGUCUUCAACUCCAAGGUUCCGUCUUAGAUGGUUCACUCCCGUUGUUGAGGUUACUCUUUGCGGUCACGCAACAUUAGCAGCCGCGCAUACACUAUUUUCUUCUGGGAAAAUUGAUUAUGAUGUUAUUGAGUUUGUCACCUUGUCGGGAAUUCUAACAGCCAAGAAAGUGGCUCAAAACAACAAGGCCUCUGAUGGUGUAGCACACAAAGGCUUCUUUAUUGAAUUGAACUUUCCAAGCGAUCCAAUUGCCAUAUUCAAUUCCGUCGAGGUUUCAAUGAUAUCUAAUGCCUUGGGUGGUGCUUCAGUUAUUUAUCUAGGAAGAACAACUACUUUGGAUUAUCUCAUUGUUGUGGUCCCAUCAGCAAAAGAUGUUAUAGAUCUUCAACCAAACUUUGAUGCCAUUGGAAAGUUUCCCGGAAACGGAAUGAUAGUGACAGGGAUAGCUCCUUCUGAGUCUGAAUCUGACUUUUACAGUAGGUGCUUCUUCCCACAAUAUGGGAUCAAUGAGGAUCCUGUUACAGGGAGUGCACAUUGUUCCUUGGCAUCAUACUGGAGUAAAGAGCUGGGAAAGUGUGAUUUUGUUGCAUACCAGGCAUCACCAAGAGGAGGGGCGUUGAAUAUUCAUUUGGAUGAACAUAACCAAAGAGUGUUUUUGCAAGGAAAAGCCAUUACAGUAAUGGAAGGAAUACUUUUAGCUUAACUAUUUUAAAAUUUUUAUAAGGGUAAAUAUUAUUUUGAACUUGUAUUUUGCAAAAGUUAUCAAUAGAACUAUUAUUUAUUGUUAAAUGAUAAAUUAAACUCUCUUUUCUAAACAAUAUAAAAUAAUAGUUGAAAUUAAUUUUUGUUAAACUUAGUUUGUUUUGAACAUGGGCGGCUCUUAUGGGGUGCUGGGCUAUUGCACAGGCCCCAAAAAAUAAAGGGCCUAAUAUAUUUUUUUAAUGCUCUUUAAUUUUUUUAGAGCAUUGCUAUUGGGCACCAGUAGUGUCUAGCACCCUUAAGACGUGUCGCCUUGCGAUUGGCUAGCGAUACUUUCUAAAAACUAUUAUAUUAAACUAUAUGGGACCCGAUACUUAAUUAGACCAAUAGCGAUAUUGUCACGUAGGAGAGUGCUUGGCACCAGUGGUGUCUUUUAGCAUUUCUCUUUUUUUUUUGUAAUGAAUCCAACUUUUUAAAGAGCUAACAACUUAUCAUUGAUUAUUUCUAUGUCAAUUUUCAAAAUUUAUUUUCAAUUCUAUUAUUGCUUUUAAGCAAAAAAAAAAUAAAAAUUCAUUGUUGCUAUUUUUUUUUUCAAACCUUUCAUAUUUUUUUCUAUCAUUUUUUUGUUGUAUUGCAAUCAAUAACAAUUUUUAUAAAUUAAUUAGAGUUUUUUGGUGUUUUGUAAAUUAUAGAACCAUAUGAUAAUAUUUGAAAAUAUUAUUUAUAAAUUACUUUUUUUUAUAGGGACCCAAUUUUUAAAAUAGAACAGGGCCUCCAAAAUAUUUAAGACGGCCCAUUCUCUAUUUUUUGGUUGAAAAUUUCUUCGUAAUU